AUGUCAUUACAUAAGCUCCAUCAACAGGCGCUGCUCCUCCAAGAAGAACUCAAAGUCUUCCAGCAAUAUUUGACUGCCAAAAAUCACAGCAUGAUGUUGAUCUUCCAAAUUUCCGGAAAGGACGACAACGAUGAAGGAAGCGAGCAAGUAGCGCCUACACAACAUGCUCAACUGCUCAGAAAUACAAACCUCCGUCAUUACCAGCUAUGGUGGUCAGCAGCCAAGCAUUGUCGCGGAAUAAGAGCCCUUGGUAAACGCAUACCCGUCAUCAAAGGACGUAUUGGCUUCAGACACCGAAAACCCGGCGAGGAAGUCCAGAUCGACAUCGUCGCAGACGAUGGACAGACAUGGAUAAAGAUAUCCUCGGUCACAGAGAAAAGACUGAUCUUCGAAAUGGCCAAGCAGGGCUGGGAAGAAUACGGCGGGGUCUCAACAGACGACGAGUCCGAUACGUCUUCCACUUCCGCUACACAAGGUCAUACCGCAAACGCCUCUGCAGAAGUGCCCAAAAUGAAACUUCUGCGCACGGCAGAAGCGCUCCAGUCUGCAUCGGCAUACGUUCGCGCACGCUAUCGACAUCCUCGUGUGCAUAUCAUCUUACCGAAUAUUUCAGAUGAUCCGCACCCAUCCGUCGCAGCUCUCUUGGAAGACAUUCGCAACACAGGCACGACUGUUACAACCGGAGACCCUUUUGCUCCUGGCGCACAGAGACCUCCAGAGGCCUCCUCGACUAUAUUCGCACCGAACUUCUACACAGACGUACCCGGCAAACAGAGCCUUUGUCUGGCUUUGACACCAGCCCGCCUCGCUCAGAUGUCGCCAUCUCCCGCGCACAAGCCUCCCCUCACCACCAUCCUUAACAUCGACACGUCAAUUCUCCUUGGACUCCUGUCCGAUCAAUGUCACUACAAGCCUUCGACCAUCACAUCCGUGCACACAUCAACCUACCACGCUGCACUCCAGUAUCUCCACCGACAGAUGACUCGAGAGGAAGCUAGGCCCCUUCUCCCAAACACCCUGUACCCAUUACUGGCGGGCCACGAGCUCGUCUGCACGUCCGCGGCGGCGGAUCGCGCGCGAGAGAUUGUGCAGACCAUGGGGACAGAGUCGGAGCGGCAGAGGGUUGAGAUACUACUUGGCAUGAGGCGGUCAUCAUCAAUGUCACCGCUGCGUAGGUCCAGGGCGGGCUCUGAUGAUGAUGCUGCUGCUGCUGAAGAGACGAGAGAAUCGCUACAAGCUCGCUGGAAGUCGCUCUCCUCUUACCCGCUGCCCAUCAAAGGACUGCAGUUUCCGAUAAAGGAAGUGGAUGUCGAUCUGAAGGCACUUCUCGAAGAAAAUCUCGAAGUAGACCAUCCCAACAACGCCGCAAGUGCAUCCGAGUCUCCAUGUCAGGGAGGCCUCUGUGACGAGCAAAGUCCAGUCUGCAAGUCGGGGUCAGCAUCAGAUUCCUCUCACUUGAGCGUCCUUUCCAGUUCGCCAGAAUCCGCCAGACCCUGUCCCGCCUUUCCACGUACGAUAGCCCAACGCUUACACAUCCACUAUUCCCAAGCCAUAGGAAAAGCACUGGAAUCCUUCUCAGACCUCAACGCGUCAGUCCUCUUCUACAGCUGGGCACACAACAUCGUUACAAUCACGAGCAACGGCCUAGCUGUCAGAGCAAUUGAAAAAAGCCUGGACACGGUCAUGGAUGCGAUGGAGGCGGAGGGAUUGGCUGUUGGUAGGGAUGUACCGAUGCCAAUGUUCUAUCUGAUAGGAGACUCCCGAAGCUUGGUCGGGAAGGAGAAGCCGGGUCAGGGCGCGCAGAGGCCGCCCCAACCUGGAAAUUGA
This is a messenger RNA of Cyphellophora attinorum, 1827 nucleotides long. RefSeq lists its product as uncharacterized. Bases 1 to 1827 code for a protein of 608 amino acids. The transcript is spliced from 2 exons. The record is from RefSeq and is a predicted model, not a curated record. Lineage: Eukaryota; Fungi; Ascomycota; Eurotiomycetes; Chaetothyriales; Cyphellophoraceae.